AAUUGCAGGGAUGAAGUGGACUGGUCAUCGGCUCUUGCUUCUGACAUUGUAAGGGUACACCUCGUGGAUCACAAUUUAUUUUCCAAGCGAGAAAAUGAACUAGGAUCUCGAUUCUUCGAUAAAAUCGUGGAAGUUGUUGACCAUCACGUUGAACAAACCCGAUUCGACGCAGCAGUCGAGCUGAAUAUUCAUCGAGUUGGUUCUUGUGCUUCACUAGUUCAUGGUCUCUUUGUCAAAAGUGAACGUGGUAUUCCGCCCCUUCUCGCUCGGUUGCUCCUCGGUCCGAUUAUUGUGGACACGGUGAAUCUCAGUCCUGCUGCAAAAGUGGCGACAGAUGUGGACCAAACCGCGUUGGCGAAAUUAGAAGAAGUUCUGCUGUCUUCGGAGGAAUCCGAAUCUUGGGACCGUAACAAGCAGUUUAGUCGGUUGCUAGCUGCCAAAUCCGACGUUUCUAGUCUGACGUCAUUGCAGAUUUUGCUAAAAGACUUGAAACUUGUGAAUCCUACGAAGGACGUCAAUCCGGUCGCUGCAGUUCCUACUAUCCCCAUGAAAGUUUCAACAUUUUUGAAGCGAGAAGACUGGGAAAAGGCAUUGGAAGAGCUUCAACUGCUGCAUCGUGUCAAAGUAAUAGUCGUGAUGGGAGUCGUUUGCAGUGAUGACCAGAACCUCGAACGUGAUUUGGGACUGUUUUGGGGAGAUGCUGUGGUAUCACAGCUCGUUCUUGACGGAUUCUUCUCUGACAAAGGCAGUACGCUUGAAUUAGAAGCAGUGGGCGAAUUAUCCGGCGAUCGCUUCAAGUAUUUUCGACAGAAGAACUUCCGUGCGACGCGUAAAUUUAUUUUACCUUUAGUUUUGGAAUCGAUUAACAACGGUGCUCAGUCUGCUGCGACUUGA
This is a messenger RNA of Notodromas monacha, 894 nucleotides long. The record is from the annotation of a GenBank genome assembly. Lineage: Eukaryota; Metazoa; Arthropoda; Ostracoda; Podocopida; Cyprididae.